AGCGGGCGGCGGAGGAGGGGGAGGUGGUGGCGGCUGCAGCAUCCAGUGCUGGCCGCGGCGGCCGGCGCUCCCCGUGCACAAAGGCGCCCAACCCCUGGGGAGGGCGAUGAGCGCACCGCAGCCCCGGCCCGGGCCCCAGCUGCAGCCACCGCUGCCUGCGCUAAUGGCGCGGGGGAAGACACCGGGCGUGCCAAGGGUCGGCGGCCGAGGCGCGGCCCGCGAGCCCUGAGCUCUGGACUAGCUGCCCUCGGUGUCGGGAGUGGAGCCUCGAAACGGCUACAGCAAGGGCCUCUGCGCGUCCCGGGGAUCCGCGCAGGAGGGUGCUUCCCCACUCCUACCCAACCUCUCGCACCUUCCCGCUGCUCCCAAGCGCCAACUUCCCCAAGAACGCUCCAACUCCAGGCCACCCUGCCGGGCAGAGGGGGCGCUGCUGCUGGGCACCAGCCGUGAGGACGAACCCCCUGGCUUCAGGCAGCGAGCCUGCAUCUUCUGGGUAGAUCGGGCGCCCCUGAGUGGGCGGAGGCGGCAGACGCCUCUCCCCAGAGUCCAGGACCUGCCAGUGCUGGAGAUUCCUCCUGGGCAGGCGCUCGCCCUUUCUUUUAUGGAGCUUGGGUCCCUGCCCCAGCCCCGUAGAGGCUGUGGAGGCACACCGUCCGGAAGCCUGGUUCCCAGGCCCCUGGCCCAUUCCCGACUGCAGGGAGUGGCGCUUCCCACGAGGUAGCGGUGGCCUGCAGCAGCGGCCCCCUCCUGGCAGUGAACCAUGGGCCAGAAGCUCUCGGGGAGCCUCAAGUCGGUGGAGGUUCGAGAGCCUGCGCUACGGCCGGCCAAGCGGGAGCUGCGGGGCACAGAGCCGGGGCGGCCGGCGCGGCUGGACCAGCUGCUGGACAUGCCUGCGGCGGGGCUGGCUGUGCAGCUGCGGCACGCCUGGAACCCCGAGGACCGAUCGCUCAAUGUCUUCGUCAAGGAUGAUGACCGGCUCACCUUCCACCGGCACCCAGUGGCCCAGAGCACUGACGGCAUCCGCGGCAAAGUGGGCCACGCCCGCGGCCUACACGCCUGGCAGAUCCACUGGCCGGCUCGACAGCGGGGCACCCACGCGGUCGUGGGCGUGGCCACGGCUCGGGCACCCCUGCACUCUGUCGGCUACACAGCGCUGGUGGGCAGUGAUGCCGAGUCAUGGGGCUGGGACCUGGGCCGCAGUCGCCUCUACCAUGAUGGCAAGAACCGGCCCGGAGUGGCCUACCCAGCCUUCCUGGGGCCUGAUGAGGCCUUCGCACUGCCAGACUCCCUGCUUGUGGUGCUGGACAUGGACGAGGGGACGCUUAGCUUCGUUGUAGACGGCCAAUACCUAGGCGUGGCCUUUCGUGGUCUCAAGGGCAAGAAGCUGUACCCGGUGGUGAGUGCUGUGUGGGGCCACUGUGAAGUCACCAUGCGCUACAUCAACGGCCUUGACCCCGAGCCCCUGCCGCUGAUGGACCUGUGCCGGAGAUCCAUCCGCUUGGCCCUGGGCCGCCAGCGCCUGCGGGACAUCGGCACCCUGCCUCUGCCUCAGUCUCUCAAAAACUAUCUGCAGUACCAGUGACCUGAGUUGGGGGGUGCUGAUGGGCAGCAGUGGGCACUCCGCCGGCCCCGUCUGUCAUUUCAAGGUCACAGAGAACUUUCAGGAACGCAUCUUCCUCCACAACCUGGUUCCCCAGAACUUUCAGUUCUUUGAAAGGCCAGGACACGUUCCCGACUUCAAAAAUGAAUGUCUGUUGCCAACAGUAUUUGCCGCCUUAGAAGCAGCUCUCCCGAGUCUCCACACCUCCUUGGAAGCCACGAAGAACCCCAGGGCCUCUGCCUGCCGGCCAAGGCUCAGCAGCCACCGUUAUUGAUCAGAGAUCCUGUUUCCAUAUUCAAGAGAAUGAAUAAAACAUUGGGGCAGGAGACUUUCUGUUGUGUGCCUGCUGCAGACGGGGCCGGCGGCGGGUGGGGGGGCAGGGGAGAAAAUUGCUUCUGAAUAAUGAAUGGUGAAAACAGUUUGCUGCAUCCCCUCCCAUACCCCACCCCUUGUCGGGGCAGCCCGAUUGUCGUGAUACUUUAGGACUGUGCCCUUUGAACUGACAAGUGGACAGAACAGUGUUUGGAUGCCAUCCAGCUUACCUCUUUGAAAGUCGUUUACUUACCCUUGUCACAGUCCUCCUUCCCCACCCUGACCCACUGUUGGCCCCAGGCACCUCUAUUCAGGGAAGCUGAGUCUCACUAAUUCAUCCCAGGGACAGAGUGUUUCUUUUAUUAUUAUUUUAAGUAGCAGUUGCAUUUUAGAAGAAGAGUGUGGUGAGUGAGGGCAGUACUUAGUCCAAAGGUGCUAAUGGGGGGAUUGGGGGCCUUGGGACACCCUAGUGGCUGAUGCCUAAGGAGCCCUCCUGGGUGCUGAGGGUCUCUAGGCAACCAGCCAUACAGGGUGCAGCCUGGUGGCCACAAAGCUUUAUUUGAGCGAAUUAUUUUUUCACUUUAGGAGACUUGUACUAGUUUCUGUUUGACAUGUGUGUGUGAUGUGCUGUUUAUUUAUCAGCUUGGGGCCCUGGCAGGGGGGCAGGCAGCCUUGUCGCUGGAGGGUGGUUGUGGGAGGCACCUUCCCCUCCGCUCAGAGCCUGGUCCUUUCCUGGGAACGCUGCCGCCACCGCCGCCACCGCCGUCACCACCGUCACCACCGCUGGGCAUCUCCCGUGUGUUUCCAACACUCUCUGCCCAGUCUCAUUUUUAACUGGAAACUGUCACAGCAGUGGAAUCCCAGAGCCCCAGACGGCACUGCCUCCCCCUACUUUAAUGUGAACUUGACUGAUGAAUGAGGAGCGUUUCUAAUAAAGUUUGUCAUUCAGUCCUUCA
Phyllostomus discolor (pale spear-nosed bat) is the source of this 2868-nucleotide messenger RNA. RefSeq names its product splA/ryanodine receptor domain and SOCS box containing 4 (gene SPSB4). The coding region runs from base 761 to 1582 and encodes 273 amino acids. NCBI's taxonomy places the organism in Eukaryota, Metazoa, Chordata, Mammalia, Chiroptera, Phyllostomidae. Gene Ontology annotation, cellular component: SCF ubiquitin ligase complex. Gene Ontology annotation, biological process: proteasome-mediated ubiquitin-dependent protein catabolic process; intracellular signal transduction. Gene Ontology annotation, molecular function: protein binding. The transcript has 3 exons. The record is from RefSeq and is a predicted model, not a curated record.